Dendroctonus ponderosae (mountain pine beetle) is the source of this 2193-nucleotide messenger RNA. Its product is annotated as cytochrome P450 4g15. Bases 676 to 2157 code for a protein of 493 amino acids. NCBI's taxonomy places the organism in Eukaryota, Metazoa, Arthropoda, Insecta, Coleoptera, Curculionidae. Gene Ontology annotation, molecular function: monooxygenase activity; oxidoreductase activity, acting on paired donors, with incorporation or reduction of molecular oxygen; iron ion binding. The record is from RefSeq and is a predicted model, not a curated record. The transcript is spliced from 12 exons.
GGACUGUCGAGAACGGGUAAUUAGGUGUCGACCGAGCGACAUGCUCACGACAGGUGCUGCUCUUAAUAAAAUAUAUGCGCUCCCGUUUGUUUGGCGACCAGUUUUGCGCCCGAGUACCAUGGGCGCACCGCAAUUUUCACACCACAACUAGGGAAAAAACACGAGCGGGCAAAGGACGUCUUAACCACCGUUGGGCAGCAUAUUACAUACGGCAGAAAUCGGACGGCAGAAAAGGACACACAUCAGCGCGCUUACUUAACAGCUCACAACAACGCAACUCUUGCAAUUAUUUCUGGGCACGUCAGGCCAAGAGUGAAAUAUGACGUCCGCAGCAACGCAAAUAACAGCUUUCAGUGUUCUGUGUGCCAGUUCCACUCAUCGCCGAUUUUAUCUUUGGCUUAUGUGCAUGCUGAGCGACUCUUAUGAACACAACAUCUGCCAGAUAGACGAGUCUGACAAAAGUCAACUGUCAUUCGACAACGAGUAAUUUGACGUUUUGCAGCGCCCCGAUCGCUUCGCCGUACUCAAAGACGUACCUCUCGUAGCUUUCAAAGGAAUAGAAACAGACCAAAAAGUGUGUGGAACAAUGGGCGCUGAUUGUUGCUAGUGGGAGAAUCAAAUAUAAGGCCAGUUCGAUGCAGCAAAGCACUCAAAAGGGCCUGGAAUUGCGGCAAAAUGCUUGCAGCCAUUGGUGCAAUCAUGGUGUUUUUAUGGUUCCUGUGGCUUCUAUCUAGACGGAAGCUCUACAUCGCGUCAUGGCAGCUGCCUGGGCCUCCAGCCCUUCUGCCCAUCAUCGGAAAUGGAUUUACCUUCAUGUGUCCCGCCACAGACGUGUUAAAACAGCUUCUGAAAAUAACCGAGCCCUACCCGUCUCCGCUGCGCCUUUGGAUCGGCCCAAGGCUAGUGACUUUUAUCAAAGAUCCGGAUCAACUGCAGAAAGUCAUGCAGUCAUCAAAGUACACAGUGAAAUCGGACGUGUACCGUUUCCUUGAGCCCUUCAUGGGUAAGGGGCUGUUCACGCUGACAGGGCCGCGGCAUAAGGUGCAAAGAAAGCUGCUGCAGCCGCUUUUUGGACCCCGCGUGCUUGAGAGCGUCAGCGCAAUGUUCCAGAAGCACGCGCUAAAUCUGGUCCAGACCCUGGAAGACCAAGUGGGGUCUGGCUGCUUUGAUGUGCUUCAUAGUCUUCACCAGUCGGCCUUUGAGGCCACAGUCGAUAUUCUGCUGGAAAAUGCCAACACUGAUAACCCGGACUACAAACUAAUACCCGGAUAUGUUAGAAGAUUCUACCACAUAUUCUCCCAAAGGGUUUCCACCUUUUGGCUCCACUCAGGACUGCUGUACCGGCUCAGUGCCUAUUACAAGGAGCAGCAAAUGAUGGUCGAGUUAGCCUCAAAAUGCAUAGAAGAAGUUGCUAGCCAGCAACUUCCGGAAAUUCUAAAGCGCAAGGAGGGCGCAACCAAGUGCUGCCAAACACGCUCCACUCCAUCAGUCCUCGAAAUCAUGGUAGAACUCUUCAAAGAGAACCCGGCCAGCCUCACUGAGGAGGAAUUCAAGGAUCACAUGAUGACGUUUUUCGCCACCAGUCAAGACACUCAGAGCUCAGCGCUGGCUUUCACACUGAUGAUGUUGGGGAUGCACAAAGAUAUUCAGAACAAGGUGCUGCAGGAACUGCAAGAAGUGCUAGAUGGGAGGCAGCUGGUUACUUUGGAAGAUGCAGCCAAGCUCAAAUACAUGGAGAUGUGCAUAAAUGAGGCGAUGAGGCUCUUUCCGGUGGGCCCUUUUCUGCCUCGCGACGUGGCACAGAGUUUCAAGUUGGGAAGCACAACGAUUCCCGAGGGCAGUUCAAUCAUUCUGGGCAUUUUUAACGUCCAUCGCGACCCGAAUCACUGGCAGAAACCCGAGGAAUUUUACCCGGAACACUUCGCCGAAGAAGAAAUCGCGCAAAGACACCCGUACGCCUUCCUGCCGUUUAGUGCAGGCCCACGCAGGUGCAUCGCUCAACAAUACAGCUACGUGAACAUGAAGAUUAUCAUCGGACAAAUCCUCAUUAAGUACGAAAUCAACUGUCCCUUUACGUUGCGCAGUAUGGAACUGAUGACUGAUGUGUCCAUUCGACCAAUUGCCGGCUAUCUGGUGCAGAUUUUCAAUAGAUGUUGAAGAAUUUAAUAAAGAAUUAUUGGAUGUUUUUUUAAA